AUAAACGAUCAUCAGAAACAUUCGUCUUGUAUAUUGUUAAAUCUACUUUCAACAUACACUAUUAGUAGGUGUUUGUUGGCAGAUGUGAUUGAAUAGCUCAUAAAACUACAACAAACAGGAGAGAAAACUAGUGCUACUAAUAAUGAUUGACUGCUUUCAUCGUAGAAGAACUUACGGAGUUCGCAUAAUAUGUGGGCAGACUGAUUUGAGAGAGAUUGUCGUUGUUGUCAUCGAAACCAAUAGCAGAGUCCUGUGCUGCCAUAAGCACUUGAAGACAGCUGGGAAAGUGCUUACCGCUGGAACUGAGCAUUUGUGAGAUUUGGAAGUGUUCUAUUGGGUCAUCGCGAAGGAAGGGUGGUGAAGAGAAUCGGAAUCUGCAUUACUUCACUAAGUUUGAUGUGGACGAAGGUCUUUCCAACAUUCUGAGGCAUCUAGCAAGCUAUACCGCCUAUACACUUUACAAAAGCAUCAAGAGGCUUCCUGAAAUGAAAGUUACGGGUUGCACAGAAGCAUUUAUGGUAUUCGAAGGUGACAGAAACUCCGUUGUGGACAAACGUGACUGCAGCUGCAGAUGUUUUCAAAACAGCAAUGUGCUAUUGCCAUGCCGUCAUCUAGUUCAUACUAAAUGUCAUAUAUAUACCAGUCUGGAUGUAUUUAGACAGUACUAGGUGGUUACAAGACUACAAUCACACUG
Molecule: messenger RNA, 694 nt
Organism: Trichobilharzia regenti
Lineage: Eukaryota; Metazoa; Platyhelminthes; Trematoda; Strigeidida; Schistosomatidae
Source: the annotation of a GenBank genome assembly